UAAAUUCCGGUGUCUUAUUACACAAUAGGGUGACUAUAGUUAAUAAUGUGUUGUAUGUUUCAACAUAGCUAGAAUGAAGGAUUUUCAAGGUUCUUACCACAAAGAAACUAAAUAUUUGAGAUGACAGAUAGGCUAAUUACCCUGAUUUGAUCAUUACCUUUACCAAGUGGUUAAAGUUAAUAUCAUCAGUAGUAAGACACAUAAAUAUCACGUACCCACCAAGCAAGGUACAUCACUUCUGUGAUUGUCUUGCCAAAAAAUGCAUAAACCAAGUCUAAUCAUGAGCAAACAUCAGACCGUCCAAACUGAGAGACAUUCUGCAAAAAUAACUGACUGAUGUUAUUCCUAAAUGUCAAGGUCAUAGAAGGCAGAGAAAGAUUAAGGAACUAACACAGAUUGGAGGAGACUAAGGACACAUAACUAAAUGCAAUAUGGAAUCCGGACCAGAAAACACUUUCCUUAGUGGAAAAAUUGGUGAAAUUCAAAUAAGGUACCAAAGAUAAUACUAAGAGAUGUAAUCUCAGAGAAAAAAUUUCCAAAUACAUGGACAGAGCGGAAAACAUAAAGAAGUACGUGGAGCAAGAAAAAGAAGAUGGAAAAUAUCACAAGCAAAUUAAAAUAGAAGAGAACGCAACAGGCUUCAGUUACGAGUCACUUUUUCGCGAAUAUCUUAAUGAGACAGUGACAGAAGUUUGGAUAGAAGAUCCUUAUAUCAGGCAUACUCAUCAGCUGUAUAACUUUCUUCGAUUUUGUGAGCUGCUUAUUAAGAGACCAUGUAAAGUAAAAACUAUUCACCUUCUCACCUCUCUGGAUGAAGGCACUGAGCAAGUGCAGCAAAGUAGGGGCCUGCAAGAAAUAGAAGAGUCACUCAGGAGUCAUGGAGUGCUGUUGGAAGUGCAGUACUCUUCUUCAAUACAUGACCGAGAAAUUAGGUUCAACAAUGGAUGGAUGAUUAAGAUUGGAAGGGGACUUGAUUAUUUUAAGAAACCACAGAGUCGUUUUUCUCUUGGAUAUUGUGAUUUUGAUUUAAGACCAUGUCAUGAAACAACAGUGGACAUUUUUCAUAAGAAACAUACAAAAAAUAUAUGAUGGGCAGUAGCCUAAUUUGUAUUAUGUCUACUUUAUGUGAAUAUUGGAUUUUUUUUAAAAGAUCACUUUUAUAAUAUAUGAAUUUAACAAUAAACUUUUAUAUUUCUACUAA
This is a messenger RNA of Chlorocebus sabaeus (green monkey), 1201 nucleotides long. RefSeq names its product microtubule interacting and trafficking domain containing 1 (gene MITD1). Gene Ontology annotation, cellular component: midbody. Lineage: Eukaryota; Metazoa; Chordata; Mammalia; Primates; Cercopithecidae. Gene Ontology annotation, biological process: midbody abscission. The record is from RefSeq and is a predicted model, not a curated record.